AUGUCAAUUUUCAUUGUGAAAUGGAAAUAUUAAAAAGACUGAGAAGAACGCAUAUUUAUUAUUAAUUUUGUCUUACUUUUCUCUAGAUUUAAUUUACUUAGUUUAUUUGAUCACAUGAAUAUCGAGAAUGGAUUCGAGUUUACCAUUUUUUAGUCUUCCAUUCGGGGAUUCGGAGACUACGGACUUUUUCUCGAAGCCUCAGGAGUGUGGGUACGAUGAGCUGCAGGCUACGUUACCGCCUCACGGAUCGCUGUUGGGGCCUGAUGACGUUCUGGCGCAGUUCCUGUCUGGUGACGAGCCAUUGGAAGAGCCUGACCUCAAUGGGCCCACUACAUUGCACUGUGAAAUUUGUAAGAAGCAGUUUGACAAUGCUAAGAAGUAUUACGGACACUUGAGGGUACAUUCCAAGGAAAACUCGUGGAUUUGUGACAGAUGUCCAGACCAGAAGUUCUCUACCAAACAGCAGUUGAUGAAGCAUGGGCUUACUCACAAGCCGCUGGAGAGAGAGUGGAAAUGCCUCCAGUGCAGCAUGGCGUUUGAGGCCCUGUGGAAUCUGCAGCAGCACUUGUUCUCUAAGCAUUUGGAUUAUAAACCUCACAAAUGUGACCAGUGUGAGAAAAGCUUCACCAAACCCUCAGAUUUAAAGAAACAUAAGGACAAUGUGCACAGUGAUGUAAAGAAAUACAGUUGUCCAGAAUGCGAGCAUCGUUUCAAAGACCAGUCGAACUUGAAGCGCCACAUGCUGACCCACAGCAAAGAGAAGCCCUACUGCUGUUCCGGAUGCGGGAAUAGGUUCCAACAGUUAGCGUCAAUGAAACGCCAUGCUGCCAACUGUCAGCUGAGCAGACACAACGUGGAGCCGACAGACAAGACGCGCAGGAACUACUGCCGAGUCUGCGGCAUGAGCUUCCAGUACAAGAGUGCUCUACUAGAGCACUGUGUCAGACAACACACAAUCGCUCCCCCCAAGCCGCCUGAAGUCGACAAAGAAGAUAAGAACCAUCUAAACGACACAAAUCGCAUCGUAGACAACAUAGUCGAUGACAUUCUAUCUGCCGAAGACGACUAUAUGACUAUGACCACACAAAACGAGAUACUAAACGUAUACAACCCAACAGACAUAGACAAUAACCCAGAAAACUUAAUGCAGAUAGAACUAUUAAAAGAAAUGAAUCAACUACACAUACUCGAUGGAGAAUUGUUUUAUAACGAUAUAGAUUUUGAUAGCAUACAGCCCAGCCAUAUGUUCAAUACAAACACUAACGAUAUGGACUACGGUACGGAUAAAAAUGCUGAAAUUCUUUUCGAUUUUACCGACGGCAGCAAAAGUAUGGAUCAGGAAAUUAUGAAUACACUAUUUCAUGUCAAAGCUGAGUAUUUGCCCGAUGAGUUACUAAAUCCUCCUGAAGUUAUGAAUAUACCUGAAAAAACUAAUAUUUUAGACAAUCAUGUGUCUGUGAAUGAAUGUGCUACAAUAUUUGAAAGUGAUGUGGAUUUAGAAGCUAGUACGAAUUUAGCAGCUAAUUUAAAUCAGUUGAUUGGUGAAAAUAAUGUUCAGUAUAUAUCUACUGAGGAUGAUGAUACAUUUAUAAUAAGUUUAAAUAGUGAAAUUGAUGCUGAGCAGUUAACUGACAUGUUGAAUAUAGGUGUAGAAUUAGUUAAUGAUAAAAUUAAGGAACAAAAUAUUAUUCCUUCUUCUGAAAUUAGAAAUGAGGUUCCUAGCAUAAAGGCGGAAGUUCCAGAGCCUAGCAUAGACAAUCCAGAAGAGCUGAUAUUUCCUAAGCCAGUAGUAGUGAAACUGGAAGAACCAGUAACAGAGAUGCCCAUGAAUUCGAUGGCUUCUGAAGAUCAGAAGACUAUGAAAUAUCACAAGCCAGUAGUGGUAAAAUUAGAAGAGCCACUAAGUGAAGUGCCGAUGAAUGUAAUGGCUUCUGACAAUCAGAAGAAGCCAGUGAAAGCUAAGCAUGUUAUUAAAAGAGUUCUAUAUGUUUGCGUACAUUGUAACAAGGUUUUCAAUAAGAAGGAUAAUUAUAGAUCUCAUAUAGCGACACACGAGCCAUCUCUCCGGCAACACAAAUGCAAGGUCUGCGGCGAGAAGUUCAGCUACAAAUCUACACUAAACAAGCACACUCGAGACAAACACACGCCGCGUGUAAUCUGUGGACAUUGCUGUCAGAUAUGUGAUCGCGUCUUCCGAUUUGCUUGGAUGCUUCGUGAACACCUGGACCGUGACCACGACGGUCUGAAGCCGCACGCGUGUGACUACAAAGACUGUCAGAAGAGGUUCUACAAGAAGUCAGACCUUAUUGUACAUAAAAGGUCCCACACAGGCGAGCGUCCAUUUGUAUGUGACAUCUGCAAGCGCACGUUCCCUCAGGCGGGACACCUCAAGCGACAUGAACGAGACGUCGACUGCACCAAGUUCGUAAAGGCGGAGACGGUUCAGAAGGUGCAGAAGGCGCAAAAGAAGGCCCCAUCGAGAGCCACAUCUGUGAUAUUAAACUUAAACCUUAAAUAAAUUAUGCAUUUAACCAAAA
This is a messenger RNA of Helicoverpa zea (corn earworm), 2537 nucleotides long. Its product is annotated as zinc finger protein 43-like. Bases 128 to 2518 code for a protein of 796 amino acids. The transcript is spliced from 11 exons. Gene Ontology annotation, biological process: regulation of transcription by RNA polymerase II. Lineage: Eukaryota; Metazoa; Arthropoda; Insecta; Lepidoptera; Noctuidae. Gene Ontology annotation, cellular component: chromosome. Gene Ontology annotation, molecular function: chromatin insulator sequence binding. The record is from RefSeq and is a predicted model, not a curated record.